ACGUCGGGGCGCGUUACGGGGGCCGGGAAGGGACGGGAUGUGGGCGCGGGCAGUGUGGCUGGGCCUUCGGGCCCCGCCGGGCGGGCGUCGGGGCUUCACCUCCAAGGCGGGUCCGCAGGGAAGUGGCCGAGUCACCGCCGAGGUGAUCGAGCACCUGGAGCGCCUAGCGCUCGUGGACUUCGGCAGCCGCGAGGCGGUGGCGCGGCUGGAGAAAGCCAUCGCCUUCGCCGACCGGCUCCACGCCGUGCACACCGACGGGGUGGAGCCCAUGGAGUCCGUCCUGGAGGACAGAUGUCUAUACUUGAGAUCCGACCAUGUAGUUGAAGGCAACUGUGCUGAAGAACUACUACAAAACUCUCAUCGUGUCGUGGAAGAGUAUUUUGUGGCCCCCCCAGGUAAUAUUUCUUUGCCAAAGCUGGAUGAACAAGAGCCCUUCCUGCACAGCUGAGUAGUUAUUCUGGGAAGGGGGUGUUCUGUGGACAGACGGAAGCACAGUGAUAGUUUUGUUAUUGUGAACACUAACGUUCCCACUUCUUUUGGUCACCUAAAAAAAUGGAGGCUCAAGCAUUUCUUAGUAACUGACUCUUCUGAAGACAGACUGGGAAAGAACUAGCCAAAACAAGGGAAUGAGUUCCUGAUGCCAAUGGAAAUAAAAGGAAACAGCAAAAGUCAGUUUCCAAGGAAAUGGUGAAGUAUUCACUUAACAGACCUGUUCAGUAUGGAAGACAUUAUCUUCCUUUAUCUCCCCCCAAAAAGACUGUCUACCAGACUGCAUAAAAGUGAAUUUUUUUUUUUACAUUUAAGUGGUAGACAGAGCAUCUGAUCACUGUGUAACAACCCAAGUUGUCAUCUUUAGUUGCUCUUUCUGUUGGUUUCAGCAGCCCUAUCUUUAGCGAACAUACCCGAAUUUGUUCCUGGGUACCCACUUUGUUUCUAGCAGAGAGCUUUUUGUUAAGGUCUGAAGAGUAUUCAAAGUAGACUACAGUUUGGGAACUCCUAAUCUAGAACCAUCUGCCAUCCCACAAAGUGACUGUAUACAAAAAGGGACACUAACCAUACCCGGUGUUUUUCCUUCUGAGAAGAAAACUUAUCAAAAAUACCACUGGGCCUGGGACAAAAAUCACUUUCCAUCCCCAAAGUGAUUAUUAAAUUAAGAUGAAUCCAAGUUUGUGGGGGAGGGUCUUUUGUUGUUUUCUAAAAGCUCAGAUACCAAGGAUAAAUGAGACCUAUUUAGGGGUAAAAGUAAUAGAACCAGAUCUUAGAGAUUUUUUUUUCCUCCAACCAAACGGUCAAAGUUGGUUUUGGCUAAGAAUUUCCCAAUCAUCUUUGUGCUGCUGCUUACUUUUAAAAGUCUGUUUUUAUUCUUCCCAUUCCCUUCUUUUAUCUGCAGUGCUCCCUUUUUCUUUUUGGCAGCUUAAUGUACAAACUUGGCCUUGAAUUGAAAGAAAACUUUGAACGUUCCCUCAGGGUUGAAGUUCUCAAACCAACAUGAGAGCAACUAUCUUUAUCCGCAAAUAAAGUUAUCCACUUCUGUUUCUUAA
Molecule: messenger RNA, 1541 nt
Organism: Lemur catta (Ring-tailed lemur)
Lineage: Eukaryota; Metazoa; Chordata; Mammalia; Primates; Lemuridae
Gene: GATC
Product: glutamyl-tRNA amidotransferase subunit C
Exons: 4
Coding region: 38-448 (136 amino acids)
Biological process (GO): mitochondrial translation; glutaminyl-tRNAGln biosynthesis via transamidation; regulation of translational fidelity
Cellular component (GO): glutamyl-tRNA(Gln) amidotransferase complex; mitochondrion
Molecular function (GO): glutaminyl-tRNA synthase (glutamine-hydrolyzing) activity
Source: RefSeq, a predicted model, not a curated record